Molecule: messenger RNA, 870 nt
Organism: Spizellomyces punctatus DAOM BR117
Lineage: Eukaryota; Fungi; Chytridiomycota; Chytridiomycetes; Spizellomycetales; Spizellomycetaceae
Exons: 4
Coding region: 45-725 (226 amino acids)
Molecular function (GO): protein binding
Source: RefSeq, a predicted model, not a curated record
UAAAUUAUCCCCAAACCAUUUUAACGAAAUCUUUUUGUUUGAGGAUGCCUGGGACGGAACUCCCCGGUCUAGCCGAAACGAAUAUCUGGCUAGCAUGCUCAGAUGGCCGUAUGGACCUUGUUGAACACUUUCUUAAACACGGUGGACCGGGUGGAACUCCUUUGGAUCCCAAUGUAAAGGAUGAUACCGGGUACACCCCUCUACAUGCUGCGGCUGCGUAUGCACAUAUUCCCCUCAUACAUCUCCUGGUCACCACCUAUCACGCCCAAAUCGAUAUCGUGGACGAUGACGGGGAUACACCGUUACAUGUCUGUGAAACAGCGGCUGUUGCGAAAUGUUUGGUGGAGCUUGGUGCGGAUGUUGAGAGACGGAAUGGGGAGGGGAAGUUGCCGAUUGAGGUUGCGGAUGAAGAGGAGCGGGAGGAUGUUGUUGCGUAUUUGAAAGAUCUUACGCCGACGUAUGAGCGGGCGAUACGUACACUCAGUAUGGAAGAGUUUGCGCACAUGUUUGAAAAUGGGGCGGAUGUAUCGUGUGAUGACGAUGAGGACGGGUCCGUUGAUGAUAAUGAAGAUGAUGGUGAUGAUGACAGUGCGGAACAACAAGACAAUGAGGAUGACGAUGGUGAAUCUGGAUCUGAAUCUGCUGGCGAUUCUACGCUACCUUCGACAAACGGUAUACCCAACGGCCUCACAAACGGCUACCACCCUUCCACCGAUUCAGAUUGAAAAAAGCAAUGCUCUUUUUUUGCUUUUUGUACAUAUAUAUUCGUACCACAUCCUUACGCCAUUACACAACUUGUAGUAUAAAAUACAAUAAUAUAAUAAUUGGGGGGGUAUUGUCUUCUCUCCUUUUGCGAUACACAACAAAAAA